AAAAAAAUUGGCGCCUCAUAUUGGCCCUUUCCACCAUAUUUCAAAAACUUUUCAGAUUGUUUUUCAACUCUCCCGCGCCACCAAGCGCGCCAGUGGAGUGGAGGGAACCCAAAGUAUUUCGUUUCAAACUUUGGAUCAGCUAGCACGGACUCCCAUUAUAAACCCCAUUUUUCGCGCUUUUUUGCGGCUAGAGUCAGUCGUUUUGUAGCAGUCGACGAUUAAGGUUGAUUUGGAUUUCCAUUCUCACCCGGUCCCUUUUUCUCGGGUUGUUUGUCCGGAAGCCGGACGGAACAGUAGAAAUCGUGACAGGCAGGCAGCCAGCCAGAGUCAGUCAGCACUAGCAGCUAGCAGUGCAGCAAUGGUGUCGGCACAAGCAAGCCCCACUGUGGAAAUCCAGAGGUCACCUUUGAAAGAAGGGAAGAGUCGGACUAAGGAUCCUGGGCUUCGUGUUGUUGGUGGCAGAAUUUAUGAUUCUGUCAAUGGGAAGACCUGCCAUCAGUGCCGUCAGAAAACAAUGGAUGUAAUGGCUCGGUGUAGGUUCCUGAAAGAAAGCAGCAAACCAUGUGUCGUUACUUAUUGUCAUAAGUGCUUGUUGAACAGGUACGGAGAGGUGGCUGAAAAUGUUCCACAGAUGGACAACUGGCAUUGUCCCAAGUGUAGGGGUAUUUGUAAUUGCAGCUUCUGCAUGAAGAAGAGGGGUCACAAACCCACUGGUAUUCUGACGCAUACAGCAAAACAAAAUGGGUUUGCAUCUGUUUCUGAACUUCUACAAGUGAAAGGGCCUGAAAACUUUGUGUAUAAUAGGGUGAAAGACAAGGAUGCUUCCCCGAUGAAAGCUGCUUUGAAAGUGGAGCCUGAAGUUGGUUCGCCAAGGAAGCCAGGGAAAGAGAAUUCUUUGGAUGGUAUAAGUGAUUUGCCCUUGCAUUCGCAGAAAGAAUUCCCUAGUCCCAAGAUAAUCAAAUUCAAGAAAACAAAAAGGGAAGAGCUGAAAGAAGUCAGUAAUGGCCAUGGUGAAGAUGCAGCCAAGAUGCAGCUUCAAUGGUUAAGAUGAAGAAGCCUAGGAUAAAUGAACAAAUGUCCAAAAAUGACGAUGCUGUUGUUCCAAAAGUCCAUGAUGAUGAUAUAUCAGCUAUGGAUGUUAUUGGGAAUGAUAACCUUGAAACCAUAAUGAAUCCAUCUUCAAAAUCCUGCUGGAAGCAGAUAAAUGAAGUGGUGCAUAAUGAGAUUCCAUUGCCUCGAGGCUCAAUUUUAACCAAUGUGGCAGGGGUUGACUUGGCCCCUGAAGAUGCUGGACAAGUCUUACAAUUCCUGGAAUUUUGCAAUGCUUUUGGCCAGGCUUUUGAUCUUAAGAAAGGGCAUGCUGAAGCAGCCAUUAGGGAAAUGGUAAAGGGCCGAAGAGGAUGCCGGACACAAUCCUCUUUUGUAAUCCAGAUUCAUAUCCAGCUGCUGUCUCUGAUACAAGAAGAUAUAGAUGAAAGGCGUCCAACCCUAAGUCCAACAGAUGGCAAGAAUUCAUGGCUGCUAUCUCUUGGGGAUUUUGUCUCCAAAUAUCCUUUCAUGUCAAAGGAUUUCCCUCCUGAUCGUUUCAACAAAGGGAAUGCCAUAUACGAGGAGUUGAGCAUCUCUGGAAAGCUCAAACUCCUUAAUUUUCUGUGUGAUGAAACUCUCAACACCAUGGAAUUAAGAGACAUCAUUGAUGAGCAAAUUUUGGAAUUCGACGAAAGUAGGAAGGAAGCCAAGGCAAAAAUUCUUGCUGCAAAGGAAAAGGAAAAGGAAGUGAAAAAGAAGAAGCAGGAUGAGAUUGCGAAAGCUGUACUUGCAAAAAAUGGGGCUCCUUUGUCUAUUUCUGAGCAUGAAGCAUUAAUGUCUCAGAUAAAAGAGGAAACUUCUCAAGCUCAUGCAGAAAUGGAGGAGGCUAAGGCCAUGGUGUCUAAGGAAUCACAAAGAUCUGAUGCUGUUAGAAGUGUUCCCAUGCUUUUGGAUAUCAAGGGUCGUGCAUUUUGGAGACUGAAAAGCUACAAUAAUAGCAAAUACAUCUUACUCCAAGGUAUGGGUGACUGGGACUCUGAUUCUCCCAGUGAGAAGUGGUUUACCUUUGAUGAUGCACAGAUACCAGAAGUUGAGAGAUACAUAUCUGUGACUAGGCAAGCCAUGUCAAUAAAAUACGUUUAGCCCACUUCCAUAAUGUCAGACGUGUUGUUUCAGAUUGGAUUCAAUGUUGCUUUGCUUUGUGGCUGUUAUUUGGUUUCCAGGUCUAGGAGGAAUGUUAAGGUCAGAAAAGGUUAUGAACCAGUGCCAGAUAUGUCAACAUGGAGGAAAGCUCAUAGCUUCCUUCAAGUAAAGACAUAGCAGCAUCUUCAUUUGUACAAAGCUGCCUUUAAUAUUUUGAGGGCACUUUGAACACGCUGUUGUAUACUGAAAAUGGCGAGGCUGGCCAGCAGUAGAGGCUAACUACUGCUUCACCUUCAUGGACGGAUGCAUGUGGAUGUAAAUGGGCGUCUCUCCCCAUCAAGUAGAAUCCAGAGUUUCCAUUUUUUUGGUUUCGUUUUGUUAAUGGGGAAAGGGGGUAGAAGUAGAACAGGGGACAGUUGCAUUGAUGAAUGAAGUCAUGCAUUUGAGGACAUGGUUUAGAUGGGAGAAGCUUUCCCUUUAUGUAGAAAUUACCUCAGUUUAAGACUGUGAAACCCUCCAUCUAUGGUUUGCUGCUCCAGUCUCCUUUUUUGCUUCCCAUUUCUAAGCUUCUCUAUGUUUGAAUCUGUACAUUUGUGCUUGGUUUGGUGGUGUGGCAAUGGACCUUCACAAGGCCAAAACAGGGUGAGCUUAUGGUAGUAAAACGCAUCACUUAGGUGUCGUUUCAUUAUUUUCCGUUGAGAAGAUCGAGCGAGGGAAAAUUGAGACACGUAUAGUUUCAGAAAUUGGGAUUAUCAGAAUUGGAAGUUGCUUGAGCUUUUGCCACUACAACCUCUCAUUUCGUUCUAAUCCUGCUGCUCCACUUCAAGAAACUAAGCUUGGAAUUGGAGAGGGAGCUCUGAAUAAUCUGCCGGGGAAAAAAAAAAUGAAAGCUCUGAUAGCAGCAUCUGCGAUUGCGGUGGCAAAAGUGGGAACCGUUCCCCGUGUUCCUGUAACUCGUCGUCUCCAUGGCGCCCACCGUGGUUACUGCUGCUGCUGCUGCUUCCUCUCUUCGCAUCCGAAUUCUUCUUCCUCAACACCGUCGACGGCAAGAUUGGGUCUCCAGCGAAACGGGCAAACCCUCAGGUUGGUUUUGGUCGCCAAAGCUGCUGAUUCCACUCAGCCGACUUCUGCCGUUGCCUCCAAAACCCUUGUUCCUGAUGAUGGAUUCACUCUCGCGAAGAUAUCAUUUGGUGUUAUUGGGCUUAGUAUUGGCGUUUCACUCUUGUCAUAUGGGUUUGGAGCCUAUUUCAAUAUCCUUCCAGGAUCUGAAUGGUCAGCUUUAAUGCUCACUUAUGGAUUCCCCCUUGCAAUAAUUGGUAUGGCUCUUAAGUACGCGGAACUUAAACCAGUCCCAUGUUUGUCCUAUUCGGAUGCUGUUGCAUUAAGGGAGACAUGUGCCACUCCCAUCUUAAAGCAGGUCAGAAAUGAUGUUAUCAGAUACAGAUAUGGAGACGAGCAACAUUUAGAGGAAGCCUUGAAGAGAAUAUUCCAGUAUGGUCAGGGAGGAGGAAUUCCUCGCAGGAGUGCACCUGUUCUACAAAAGAUUCGUGAAGAAGUUACUGAUGAUGGGAAAUACUGCCUUGUCCUGGAAUUUGAGGCGAAAGCUCUAACAUUAUCCGACUUCGAAAAAAGACAGGCAAAAUUCACUUCCUUCUUUGGACCAGAUAUCACAGCAGAAGUUGGGAAGGGGGAAGGCGAUGUAUUUGAAGUGCGACUCAUUUCAAAUUCUAAUUCAAAUGCCAAAGUAUCAUCUUCGUAAAGAUCUUGAUGGUACAAAUACAGUUUCACCCUGCUCUUAACUUGCAAUUUCCAUCACAUGUUUAUGUUUCCUUAAGAUUUGGUAAUGUUGAUAUCUGAUAUGUAUGUGGCAAAUGUAUUUGCAUAGUUCAAUAUAAUAUGUACAGUUAUUGAGAAUUGAGAAUAAUGUUAAAGCUCUUCAACUAGCUGGCAUAUAAGGGAAUUACUUUCUACACCAGGGCAUUGAUUGUACAUGAGUAGUUAGAAUCUCUAUUAUUAAAGUUGAUGUUCGAAACUAUGAAACAUAUGCAACUGGUCCAGAAUCACUUGCCCUGCCCCAGUCAUUCAUAACGUAUGCUGCCAAGAUGUUCACAGUGAAGCUGGAUUGAAAUGUAUUCUCUCCCGCUACUCAAUUAUUGAGAUUGAAAUGUUUUUGUUGGCAUUACCUACUGUU
Molecule: messenger RNA, 4363 nt
Organism: Linum tenue
Lineage: Eukaryota; Viridiplantae; Streptophyta; Magnoliopsida; Malpighiales; Linaceae
Source: the annotation of a GenBank genome assembly